AUGCUCGAGGCAUGGGCAGCUGCCACCGCAACCGCCGCCGCCACCGCUGCUGCCACCGCCACCGCCGCCGCCGCCGCCGAUCCGGUCCUCGCGACGGACGCCGCCGCCGCCGCCGCCGCCGAUCCGGUCCUCGCGACGGACGCCCUUCUCGUGACUGGCGCCGUCGAGCCGAUCCCGCCGACCGUCGACGUCGGCCUCUCACUUGGCCGCCUCUCGCUGCUGUGCCUCUGCAACAGCGUGCUGCGGCAGCGCUGGCUCAGGGAGGCUGCCGCCGUGGCCGGCCCUGUGCGCCCUCCCGCACCGAUUGAGCCGUCGGCAUUCCUCGGCGGCGGCAGCAGCUCGCUCUCCCUGGUUGAGGCAACCUUUGCAGACCCGAGCCUUGCCGCCGCGCUGCUCGCCGCCGCGCCCGCCGCCAGCCUGGUCGACCUCAGCCGCGCGGGCAACAGCGCGCAGCUCGACGCCCUCUGCGAGACGGCGACACGGCUGGUGGGUGGGGGCGCCGCCGCCGCCGCCGCCGCCGCCGCUGCGGUACGAGGGGCGGCUUCGUGCCGUCUGGCUGGGCGAGGCCCGACGCCGCUGCACCGCGCCGCGAUGAGCGGCGACGGCGAGAUGUGCGCCGCGCUGCUGCGCGCGGGCGCGAGCGUCGCGACCAAGGACGAGAAAGGGCACACGCCGCUGCAUCGCGCCGUGUGGGGAGGACACGUCGCAGUCACGGAGGCGCUCCUACGCGCUGCCGGCGGCGGCGCUGCUCUCUCGGCCGUGCUGCUCGCCACAAACCACGGCAUGGAGACGCCACUCUACCUCGCGUCGCUGCGCGGACAGCCCGAGUGCUGCGAGGCGCUGCUCUCCGCCGGCAGCGAGGCGCUGUUCGCGACCGACCGGUACCACGACGGCUACACCCCUCUCCACGCCGCCACGAUCGGUCGCUCCGAGGCGUGCGUGCGGCUGCUCCUUGCGCGCGGCUUUUGCGCGCAGGUGGAUGCGUCCAACAAGUACUCGCAGACGCCGCUGCAUCUCGCGGCUCGGCUGGGCGUGCCGGCGGCCGCGGCGCUGCUCCUCGAGGCUGGCGACCAAGACACGUCACAAGACACUUCCGAGACACCUCCGAGCAACCGCAGACACGUCACAAGACACCCCGGAGACACCUUCGAGCAACGCUGGAGGAAGCUCUUUGGACGCUUCCGUGGCGUCUUGCCGCAGGCGGGCGCCUCCCUCCUCGUGCGCGACGAGCGCGGGCAGACGCCACUCCAGGUUGCGCGGGCGCGGGGCCACGCAACGGUGGUCGACGUGCUGCUCGCGGCGGCGGCCGCGGCCCGCCCGCAGCUGCCGUUGCCGCCGCCGCGCGCGCUCAACCCCCACGCGCAGGCGUUUGUCCCGGCCGGGCGGGUGGCAGAAGGCAGCGGCGGGGCUGCCACGCCGGCCAAGCAAGGGAGGCUGGCACGCGGGCGCGGGCGCGGGCGCGGGGCGGGCUGGGGGCGAGGCGGGCCUGCGGGGCGGCGUGGUCGCCGGCAGCCGCAGCCGGUUAUGGGGUAA
Messenger RNA from Emiliania huxleyi CCMP1516, 1533 nucleotides. RefSeq lists its product as hypothetical. The transcript is spliced from 6 exons. Gene Ontology annotation, molecular function: protein binding. The coding region runs from base 1 to 1533 and encodes 510 amino acids. The record is from RefSeq and is a predicted model, not a curated record. Lineage: Eukaryota; Haptophyta; Isochrysidales; Noelaerhabdaceae.